GCGAGAUGGACCGGCAAUCGCCUGCGGUUGUGCCGACGGCUGAGCCAUCGCCAAGUGACCAUGCCCGCGAGGAUCGUGCGGUGUCCAAGUACCAAGUGGAUGAUGUCCAAGCUGAAACUGGGGAUCACAAUAACGAGGAUUCGGUGGAUGAAGACACGAAGUCGUCCAAGCAGGGGUCGGUUUUGCCAGUGCCGUCGGUCGACGAUGGCUUUCCCGAAAUGAACUUGUCGAGGGAUGAUCCUCCGCUCAAGCUCAAAUUUAAGCGGCAACACACGUUUCAGACGCGCCAGCGACGCCAUUUGAAGAAGCACGUCAAGAAAAUCGCGGCGACAUCGCAUUCUGUAUGGCAAUUCCUGCUUCUUUUCGGGCGCACGUUUGCGUCCAUUCACGCACACGAAGCACUCGCAUUUCUUCUCGUCCUCUUUGGAAUCCUCUCAGAGAGCGCGACUCCAGCCCCCCGAUACAAUGUGCCCAUUGGCACAGUCUUGAUGACGGUGUCCAUUAAAAAGAUUGAGCUCAAGCUGCUCACGACGGGCCUCCUCGUCGCGAUGGGAAUGGACAUUGUGUGGUUGUGCCGGCAUGAGAGUAACAGCUAUGGGGGAACGUUUCAUUAUUCGCUCCUCAGCAUCACUCGCGUGUGGGUUGCGUGCUGCCUGUUCCUCAAAGCUGGCUUUACCAUGUCCGUGUACUGGUACUUGGAGCCCCACGAGAUGUCGACCAAGUACCCUACUGUGGCAACAGCACGGCAGCUCCGACGGAUGAUCUUUCAGAAGAUUGGGUACUUCUUCCCCACGACAACGCUGCCGCCACUCGAAGACCUCUCCCGGCACACGCUGUUGCGUAUUGUGGCACUGCUGUGGAUUCAUGUGGUGUCGGGGGUCGUCCUACUCGUCCUGGGCCUCGUCUCGUGCGCGUCGUUCACCAUGUACCCGCAGUUCCGAUCCGCAGCUCUCGGCAUACCACUCCAUUAUAUGAUCCUGGUUAAGGGCGGGACGACUCUGGCCACCGUCAUGUUGUUUCUCAGCCAUAUGCAUCUGUCAGUGUGGGGAUGCCUCCGGCUUUUGCAUUCGCUGCAAGGAUUCAAAGGCCCACUAAUCCAUUGGCACGGGAUCGGGUACGGCCAAGACUCGAACUGGAUCAAGACGAUGCAGUUCGUCAAAGCAACGGAUGCCUUCUGUGGCUGCUACCUCCUUCUAGUCCUAUAUUCCGCCUUCCACCACGGCUCGGGUUUUUAUGGCGGCGUCAUGGCCGUGCUCACGAUCGCAGUCAUUUUGGUCGUGCUGCUCGAGUGCUGGGUGCCCCUCCUUGGACUCGUCGUGUACAAGUUUGUCGGAGUGAUGGAGCAAGCACAUCGGGAUUUUGACUCCUUCAAGCUCUUGCCACGCAACUGGAAUGCGUCGCAAGGUAACAAUGGUGCAGACGAGUCAGACGACACAAACGACAACGAAAACAGCAGCAACAGCAGCAGUAGCAGCAGCAGUGAGUCGGAUGAGGACGUGGUCGAACGAGAGGCUCCUGGAGCGUCCGCGUCGUGGGUGCGGUACACCGAUGAGUACAACCGCGCCUACGUGCGCAACACGUUGACGGGGGAAACGUUCUGGGACCGGCCAAGUCUACCCGCCAACGUGCUCGAUGCUCCGCCGGUCGAUCUCGCUAUGAAGCCCGAGCUCGCGCUGAGCAACACGAUGUACAUGACUGCCGACGACUUCAAGUACCUGUGGAACACUUUGCCCCCAGCGGGAGGGUUUCUCUGCCGCAUCUUGUCCACUCCGACGGUAGACAACCUCACGAUGCACUUGAGCGAAUGCCGGUUCUACGUGAUCACCGACGGCCUGGCUGCCGCCCAUAUUCGCGCGGUCUACUUUUAUGCGAUCCACACCGAUACCCUGGCACACUUUCUCGGAGCUUUCCUCAUGGAUAGUCUGAACAUGCAAUUGGAGGCCAAGUUCAAGUGCGACCAGCCCGACAUGGUCCCUGCCAUUGUGCGGUGUUUGCAGCUGCGAUACAUACUUGGCGAGUAUGAGCCGCUCAGCGAUUUGUAGAAGUGUGCGCACGUGAGGAAGGAAUGUAUGGCUCGUUUGUGUUGGGGGCAAGGUGUUAAAGUGGUGGCAGUGG
Molecule: messenger RNA, 2115 nt
Organism: Aphanomyces invadans
Lineage: Eukaryota; Oomycota; Saprolegniomycetes; Saprolegniales; Verrucalvaceae
Exons: 3
Coding region: 6-2042 (678 amino acids)
Biological process (GO): intracellular protein transport; vesicle-mediated transport
Cellular component (GO): clathrin adaptor complex
Molecular function (GO): protein binding
Source: RefSeq, a predicted model, not a curated record